Molecule: messenger RNA, 1359 nt
Organism: Benincasa hispida (wax gourd)
Lineage: Eukaryota; Viridiplantae; Streptophyta; Magnoliopsida; Cucurbitales; Cucurbitaceae
Gene: FPS2
Product: farnesyl diphosphate synthase 2
Biological process (GO): trans, trans-farnesyl diphosphate biosynthetic process
Cellular component (GO): cytoplasm
Molecular function (GO): dimethylallyltranstransferase activity; (2E,6E)-farnesyl diphosphate synthase activity
Source: RefSeq, a predicted model, not a curated record
CAUUGUUGAUUCUUCUAGGUUUUACUGUUUCUCUAUCUUGCUUUGUGUGUGUUCUUGCUUUCUCUUCUAUGGCGGAUCUCAAGUCAACCUUCCUCAAGGUCUACUCGGUUCUGAAGGCUGAGCUUCUUCAGGACCCUGCGUUUGAGUUUACGGAUACUUCUCGCCAAUGGAUCGAACGGAUGCUGGACUACAAUGUGCCUGGAGGUAAGCUUAACCGAGGGCUCUCCGUCAUUGAUAGCUACAGAUUAUUGAAAGAAGGGAAGGACUUGACUGAAGAUGAAAUCUUUCUUGCUAGUGUUCUUGGUUGGUGUAUUGAAUGGCUCCAGGCUUAUUUUCUUGUUCUUGAUGAUAUUAUGGAUAACUCCGUCACACGACGUGGUCAACCUUGCUGGUUUAGAUUACCCAAGGUUGGGAUGAUUGCAGUUAACGAUGGAGUUCUGCUUCGCAAUCAUAUUCCUAGAAUGCUCAAAAAUCACUUCAAAGGGAAGCCAUAUUACAUUGAUCUACUCGAUUUGUUUAACGAGGUUGAGUUUCAAACAGCAUCAGGACAAAUGAUUGAUUUGAUAACCACUAUCGAAGGAGAAAAAGAUCUUUCCAAAUAUGCAUUGUCACUUCAUCGGCGCAUUGUACAGUACAAGACUGCCUAUUAUUCAUUUUACCUUCCAGUUGCUUGUGCACUAGUUAUGUCAGGUGAAGAUCUUGAGAAACAUACUGUUGUUAAGGACAUUCUUGUUCAAAUGGGUGUCUAUUUUCAAGUUCAGGAUGAUUAUCUAGAUUGUUAUGGCGAUCCUGAAACCAUAGGAAAGGUGGGAACAGACAUUGAAGAUUUCAAAUGCUCCUGGUUGGUCGUGAAAGCUCUGGAACUUUGCAAUGAGGAUCAGAAGAAGUUAUUACAUGAGGCUUAUGGGAAACCAGACCCAGAAAAUGUCGCCAAAGUAAAGGCCAUAUACAAGGAUCUCGAUCUUCAGGGUGUAUUUGCGGAAUAUGAGAGUCAGAGUUAUGCUAAACUGAAUGCCUCCAUUGAAGCUCAUCCCAGCAAAUCGAUUCAAGCAGUUCUCAAGUCUUUCUUGGGUAAAAUAUACAAGCGCCAGAAGUGAGCUACUCGUACUCUUCUGCUCCCCUGGCUUUGGCUUCAGUAUUCUUAUUUCUUAGUAAGCUUGGAUCAUAUGCAGAUCUGUCUUACUAGCUUCUGAUUUAUUUACAUGUUUUUUGGUCUCGAAAUAAGGUUCCACGACCUUUAUCCAUACCCUUUGGUAUUGAAAUCUUUUCUCUUUUCUGUUCUAAUAUUAUUCUGAGAAUUACCCUGAUGACCAAAAUUUGAUCUUUUGAAGAAAUACAGAAUGAUUCUCAUUUUUCUCA